AUGUCAAUACAUGGGUUCGACGAAUUGAAAGCACGGAUGGAAGUUUUCCAAGGAAAGUUACACGAUUACAUCAAUGAGCAGAGAUCAACACUGUUACAAUUACUAGAUUCAUACAAGGAGGAUGUUGAGAAUUACAGGAUAAAGAAAGAUUCAAUCAACAGUCAGCUAAAUCAACUAGUGGAAGAGGAACGGGAAUUGACACAAGAGAUACGUAGUAUUCAAGAGCAGACACAACAAACAAAUUCUAAAAUGGAAGCUUAUGAAAUUAAGAAGCAACAGUUAACUGAGGAACGUGGAAUUUUAGAGCGUGAUAGAUGGGAAUUAAAGGAGUUACUUGCCAAAAAGCAGAAGGAAAUACAACGCCAUAAAGAAUCUAUCAAAAAGCAGCAUUUACGGGACAACCCUGAAGUGAAGGUUUAUGAACAGUUGUUGGGGCUUAAGAUAACCACUCCUAAACCGGACACUCUGUGCUUUAACUUUAUUAAUGUUUCAGAGAAUUCAUCAAACGCACAGUGUAACUUCACGUUGGAUUUAUCCUCCAAUGGCUACAAAAUACUGGAUUCUUCUCCGAAGCUGUCGCAGGCCCAAUCGACCGAGUUGGAGCAGAAUUUGGCAAUAACUGGUGACCUUCCAACAUUCUUGAAGCAGGUACGCUCUCUAUUACUAGACAGAAUGAGUACAUAA
Molecule: messenger RNA, 684 nt
Organism: Eremothecium cymbalariae DBVPG#7215
Lineage: Eukaryota; Fungi; Ascomycota; Saccharomycetes; Saccharomycetales; Saccharomycetaceae
Gene: SPC25
Product: kinetochore-associated Ndc80 complex subunit SPC25
Exons: 2
Coding region: 1-684 (227 amino acids)
Biological process (GO): chromosome segregation
Cellular component (GO): Ndc80 complex
Source: RefSeq, a predicted model, not a curated record